Molecule: messenger RNA, 2049 nt
Organism: Monosiga brevicollis MX1
Lineage: Eukaryota; Choanoflagellata; Craspedida; Salpingoecidae
Exons: 15
Coding region: 1-2049 (682 amino acids)
Biological process (GO): protein deglutamylation; proteolysis
Molecular function (GO): zinc ion binding; metallocarboxypeptidase activity
Source: RefSeq, a predicted model, not a curated record
AUGGCGGCGAGCACGACCGUCCAACCAUUUCCCGCCCGCUGCGCGCUGCGAUCUCUCCCUCUCUCUCUCUCUCUCUCUCUCUCUCUCUCAGAUAAUGCGCUAAAGAGAUUUUUGUUCUCGCUCUCUCUCUCUCUCUCUCUCUCUCUCUCUCUCUCUCUCUCUCUCUCUCUCUCUCUCUCUCUCUCUCUCUCUCUCUCUCUCUCUCUUCUCUCUGUGUUCUACUUCACCGUGGCUCAGUAUGCCCACUUGCGACGACUGCAUUUCACGAUUGAGAACCUCAAUAAGCAGAAGCGUCUUUUUAAAUACGGCCUCAAGCCCUCUUUUGCCCGCAGUACUCCUGAUCAGCCCGGCUUCCCUAGCACUUGGCAGCGGAUUCCCGGCAACUGUGAACAUGAACUUUUGGGCGAGCCCGAUAGUGACGAGGAAGAAGAAGAGGGCGACCAGGAUCGGCCGGAUCAAGUCUCUUUGACCAUUCGCUUCACCUUUGAGCCUAGUCAUGCCGACACCCCGCCCUCCUGUCUUCACCUCGCCUUUGCUCCACCCUUUCCCUACGCUGCGGUUCAGACCCAGCUACAGGAACUUGCUGUACAAUACCCCCUGGCCGCUGAUCCUCCACCACAAAGCACCCCCAGCUCUCGCCGGCCCAGCGGAUCGGCCCACCACCCUGCACCCAAGCCUGGCAUCUAUUACCAUCACGAUGUGAUCACCCACACGCUUGAAGGCCGUCAUCUGGAUUUGAUGACCAUCACCUCUUACGACGGCCAAGAAGCUACGCGCGAAGCACGUCUGCCCAGCCUCUUUCCGGAUACAGCCCAUCCUCGGGCCCACACUUUUGGAGCCAAGCCUGUUUUCUUCAUAUCUGCCCGCGUUCAUCCAGGAGAAACACCGGCCAGUCACAUGUUCAACGGCGCACUGCGUUUCCUUCUCGACCCAGACGACCCGCGAGCAGCACUUUUGCGUCAACGCUACGUCUUCAAGCUCGUGCCGAUGCUCAACCCUGACGGAGUUGCGCGUGGUCACUAUCGAUGUGACACGCGCGGUGCCAACCUCAAUCGCUUUUACAACAACCCGGACCGUGAGCAUCAGCCCACCAUUUGGGCCAUCAAAACCUUGAUUGCCUACCACCACUACAAGGGUAACCUUGCUUUUUACAUUGAUUUGCACGCGCAUGCCACCAAGCGUGGCAGCUUCAUCUAUGGCAACAAUCUUCCCUCUCAGCGCCAGGUGGACAACGUGCUGUUUGCCCAACUGGUUGCCAUGAACACCCCACACUUUGAUUUUGAGGGCUCUGUCUUCUCAGAGCGAAAUAUGCUCGCCAAGGCACGUCUUCGUGCUGUGCGAUGUGUUAUAAUAUCGACGCCCGCGCGCAUUCCUCUUCCAUCACUCCCAUUUUUGACCUCACACAUUGGUAUUUUUUUUUUCGGGCUGAUGUGCUAUACCUUGGAGAGCAAUUAUGGCACUGGGCGAGUUUCCAACCUGCUCGGCCCCAUGACGGGUCAGGGGCCAGGCCAGGCGCAUAUCAGUCCUGCUCCUGUACCGUAUGGCAUCCCUGAGUGGGAGGAUGUGGGCGUGGCUAUGCUAGCCGCGGUCCUGGAUCUCAAAGACCUCAACCCGUGGUCUCGCAUUCCAACCAGCGAUUUUGGCUCCUUGUCAGCAGUGCGCUCGCAUGUCAUCGAGUACAUGCGCAGUACCAAUCGGGCGAAACCAUCUACGCAAGCCUUCCGCGGGCGCAUUGCAGUCGCGCGUCGUGCCCAUGCCAAUCCACAAUCGUUGCCUGAGGCCCUGGCCCUCGCUCAGGCUGCAGCCACACGUGGUGGCAAGGGCAAAGGAAGAGGCCAGGCGUCGGGCCAGCGUGCACCACCGCGCGAGCCACGUUCGUGCAGAGCCGCAGCUGUCCCCAAGUGGGAGCCACACCCAGAGCCCACAGCCGCCUUCUCCGCUGCUGCAUCGAUUCGUGGGAUUGGUAUGUUUGUGAUGCAACCCGGCACGACACCACCAGCUCGUCUGGCAUCCAACUCGGAAUUGCGCCUUGGCGACAACAGCCAGUGA